AUGGAGGUGGGGACCCUGGUCCGGAUCCCCGACGCGCCAACGGCCGCCCCCGAUCAAGCUGGCCUGUACCAGAUACCCGUGAGUAUAAAGGGGGGUACUUAUCAGGCUUUGGUGGAUUCGGGUUGUAACCAGACCUCUAUUCAUCAAAGCCUGAUUCGAUCCGGGGCAUUGGAUAAAAGCCGCGUGGUUAGGGUUCGGUGUGUGCACGGGGUGGUGGAGAGUUAUCCCUUAAUGUCCGUCGCGGUUCUAUUUCGGGGACAAAAACAUAGUGUGGAGGUGGCAGUUAACCCGCGCCUCCAGCAUCCGCUGAUUUUGGGAACUGAUUGGCCAGGUUUUGCGAAACUAUUGGGGAUUUUAUGUGCGGAUGCCUCUUGGGAAACGAAGCAGCGGGGGAAGACAGCGGUGGUGCAGGUGGGGGAUGCUGUACCGGGACCUCUGGGUGCUGCUGCAGGGGAAGAGAGAGCUUUAGAGAGAAAUCUCCUCUCUGAGCGCGAUGAUUUUCCCCUGGAGCAGUCCCAGGAUGAAACGCUCAAACAUGCGUUUGGUUCGGUCCGUUCCAUCGACGGACAGCUACUCCACCCGGACCAACCGCUCUCGUACCCCUAUUUUUGCGUGAUUAAAGAUCGGUUGUAUCGGGUGACCCAAGACGCCCAGACAAAGGAAGAUACAACCCAGUUGUUAGUGCCAAGGAGCCGCCGGGAAAUGCUUUUCCAGGCGGCUCAUUGUAAUCCGAUGGCCGGACAUUUAGGGCAACGGGCGACACUAAACCGUCUCAUGGCCCGAUUCUUCUGGCCGGGCAUUCACGAGAAUGUGCGCAGGUGGUGCGCGUCUUGUCGUGAAUGCCAGUUGGUGAAUCCACCGGCCAAUCCAAAAGCACCCUUGUGCCCCCUUCCACUGAUGCAGGUCCCCUUGAAACGAAUUGGUAUGGACCUCGUCGGGCCAUUAGAACGGUCAGCACGAGGGCAUCGUUUUGCGUUAGUCUUGGUGGAUUACGCAACACGAUAUCCGGAGGCAGUUCCGCUCCGCAACAUCUCGGCUAAGAGUGUGGCAAGCGCGCUGUUCUCAUUAAUCUCCCGGGUGGGGAUCCCUAAGGAGAUCCUCACCGAUCAAGGCACGGCGUUUAUGUCACGGACGGUUCGCGAACUGUAUGAAUUACUGGGCAUUAAAUCGAUUCGUACCAGCGUCUAUCACCCACAAACGGAUGGUCUGGUCGAACGUUUUAAUCGCACGUUAAAAACCAUGAUUCGUAAGUUCGUUCACGAAGACGCCAAAAAUUGGGACAAGUGGCUGGAACCCCUAUUGUUUGCUGUACGCGAGGUCCCCCAAGCCUCCACGGGGUUUUCCCCCUUCGAGCUUCUCUUCGGUCGUCAGCCUCGUGGGGUGUUAGACGUGCUGAGGGAGACUUGGGAGGACGGACCGUCUGCUAGUAAGAACGAAAUUCAGUAUGUCCUGGACCUGAGAACAAAACUCCACACCCUGGGGCGGCUAUCAUUGGAGAAUUUGUUACAGGCUCAGAACAGACAGAAACAGCAGUACAAUAGGGGGGCUAGACUCCGACAAUUUUCACCGGGAUAUAAAGUGCUUGUAUUACUCCCCACGUCCAGCUCGAAAUUACUUGCAAAGUGGCAAGGGCCCUUUGAGGUCACACGGCGAGUCGGGGAUCUCAACUAUGAGGUAAUUCGAACAGACAGGGGCGGGGGGCGUCAGACGUACCACCUCAACCUACUAAAAAAGUGGGUUGAGGCGGAGGCAGUGAUGCUGGCGACGGUGGUGAGUGGGGAGGAGGACCUCGGGCCAGAGGCGAGGGUUAAAUCUCAGUCCUUCUCUCUGGCUCCAUCUGGUGACCAUCUCUCGCCCUCACAGCUCACUGAUAUUAAAAGGGUACAAGCGGAGUUUUCUGACGUGUUCUCGCCCCUGCCUGGUCGAACGAAUCUCAUUCAGCACCACGUUGAGACAGAUCCGGGGGUCGUUGUGCGUUGCCGUCCGUAUCGAUUACCUGAACACAAGAAGAAAACGGUUCAGGCCGAAUUAGAAACCAUGCUGGACAUGGGGGUAAUAGAAGAGUCCAACAGUGACUGGGCCAGCCCGAUAGUUUUAGUUCCAAAACCUGACGGCUCGGUUCGAUUCUGUGUGGACUAUAGAAAGGUGAACGCGGUGUCCAAAUUCGAUGCUUAUCCAAUGCCGAGGAUUGACGAAUUGCUUGAUCGGCUUGGCUCUGCUCGCUUUUAUUCGACGCUGGACUUAACAAAGGGGUAUUGGCAGAUCCCCUUAUCUCCAAUGUCCAAAGAAAAGACAGCUUUUACCACGCCGUUCGGGUUACACCAAUUCGUCACGCUUCCGUUCGGGUUGUUCGGGGCACCGGCGACUUUUCAGCGUUUGAUGGACAGAAUCCUCCGGCCGCAUGCUGCGUAUGCCGCGGCGUAUCUGGAUGACAUUAUCAUCUAUAGCAAUGAUUGGCAGCGGCAUAUGCAGUAUUUGCGUGCUGUCCUGAAAACGCUGAGAAGGGCCGGGCUCACGGCGAACCCGAAGAAGUGUGCAAUUGGGCGGGUAGAAGUAAGGUAUCUGGGCUUCCACUUGGGUCACGGGCAGGUGCGUCCCCAAAUUGAUAAGACAGCAGCGGUUGCAACCUGUCCGAGUCCUAAGACCAAAAAGGAGGUUAGACAGUUCCUGGGGCUAGCGGGAUACUAUAGACGAUUUGUGCCUAAUUAUUCGGACCUCGCUAGCCCGCUGACUGAUCUGACUAAAAAGGGCGCUCCAGAUACGGUCCAGUGGACGGAGCAGUGCCAGCAGGCUUUUACCCAGAUAAAGGCUGCUCUGUGCGGGGGACCGCUUUUACAUGCUCCUGACUUUUCUCUCCCUUUUAUCCUGCAGACAGAUGCGUCGGACAAGGGCUUGGGCGCGGUCCUGUCCCAGGAGGUGGAGGGGGAGGAACGGCCGGUGCUGUACAUCAGUCGGAAGCUCUCUAAGAGAGAGACGAUGUACAGCACCAUUGAGAAGGAGUGUUUGGCCAUCCGCUGGGCUGUCCUCACCCUCCGCUACUACCUCCUGGGACGGGAGUUCACCCUGUGUUCGGACCACGCUCCCUUGCAGUGGCUCCACCGCAUGAAAGAUACCAACGCGCGGAUCACCCGUUGGUAUCUGGCGUUACAACCUUUUAAGUUUCAGGUGGUCCACAGGCCUGAGUCGGGCGGUGGGGUGAUUGGUGUGGAGAGACGGUUAAAGCCAGCACAGUGGGAGAAGAACGGGAAGAGAGAAAGGACUGGGACUUGUGCAGCGAUCGAGCGGAAAGAGUGCUGGAGAAAGCAACGAGAGCUGAAUCAGCGUGGAAAGAGUUUGAUUGAAGUUGUGCUGUGCUGUAGAGAAACUACGCCCAGAUCCGGUCCACAUCUGGCACUUGAGGCAUGCAGUGGGCCGGAUCUGGGCCGAAACAAUGUUGCUAUGUGGGAUAUUAUGAAGAGAAAGUUGAGAGACGCAAGACCCAACACUCUGGAUGAGCUUAAGGCCGCUAUCGAAGCAUCCUGGGCAUCCAUAACACCUAAGCACUGUGCUUUUUCAGACCAAGACCAUACUGAUGAGGAGGACGAGCCAACUGUGGGAAGCAUCAGAGGAUCACCCUUUUUAUUCAUGUUAACCGGCCACACCAAGUUUGCUCCUGACUCUAUGUUUGGCCUGUUCAAGCGCAAGUACAGGAAUUCAAAAGUUGACUGCUUGGCUGACAUUGAGAAUGUUGUGUGCAAGGCCCUCAACUGUGUGGAAGACAAAUGGCUUGGGAAUAAAGAGGGGGAAAGGAGCUGUAAACCUGACAAGGGUGCUUAUGAGAAGAACUGUCAUCCCAGGAAAUUUAAAUCAAGCAACAUGGAUUCACCUGAAAACACAGAGAAUUGUGUAAAAGGAAACAGCCUCCGUGAUCAGUUGACUGACGUUUUUGAACCAAAUGAUCCAAUAAAGAGAGAGAACGUCAGUUCAAAUCAAGAAAAUAUUAAAAGUGAAGAAAUACAGCUCCUGUUUCACAGACUUCAUCUUCACAGAAACAAACUGAGAGCUGAAGACGUUCUUCAGAUAACUAAACAUUCAUUACAGUCCCAAGAGUCUUGUGCUGAAGAGGAGCUGAGUCAGACUUUCAUACAAAAACUACUGAUGAUGGACUACAGAGUAAGAUAUAUUCAUGUUAAUAAGGCCAAUGAACAGAAUCAAACACAACAAAGAGACACUGAUGUAUCUAAAGACAUUGGUGAUAUAUUCCAAGUGUCAGUGUCUAACACUGGACCCAGUCAAUCUGAUGACAUUCACCCGAUGGAUGUUCAGAUGGCCGUGUUUUAUUGUGCUGAUGGUUUCCUGAAGCAGCUGAUGGUCACUAAACUGUCCCAGUGUCAGUACGCUCUGCCUCUGCUUGUUCCUGAUCCAGACAAACAACAGAUUGAGUUUCCUCUCUGGACAUUCAGACAAAUCAACAAGAGCUGGAAGAUGAAGAACACCAACAAUGAAAUCAUCAGUCAAACCCAGCCGAUCUACAAGGUACAAACUCCAGUGGUGUGUUUCUUCAGGUUUGGCUCUGUGUCUUCAUCCAAGUCUCAUCUGAUGAACAGUCUGAUCAAUGAGAAACACAACACGUUCUUCCACAGGAACUGUCCAGGCAGCAGCAGAACCAGAGUCCUGAUGGAUGGAGUGGUGGAGAUCGCCUGGUUCUGCCCCUCUGGGUCAUAUGAUGAUAAAUUCACGGACUGUGUUGCGUUCUGUAAUCUACACGGAGAUGCAGGAGAUCAUGAGAAACAGCUGCAGAUCCUCACUGAAAUGGCCUCAGUCAAUGUUGUUCUUCUACCACAACUGGACAGGCAUGACAUACAUGCAGAAAAGAUCCAGAACCUGUUCAAAAUCACAACACCGCUUAUUUGUCUUAUUACGGAGGAUGAUUCUACUUUAAUGAAGAUGAAGAAAGGGAAAUUCAAGAUUAGUCUGAAAGACAGAAAUCAGUCAGAUGUUUCUGAAGAACUCAGAAGAGCCAUAAAUGAGUGUCUCUCAGAAUCAUCUUCCACUUUCAGCCUUGAAGAUUUGUCCAAACACUCAGACAUCAGAGUAGAUGAGGAAGAAGACUGCAGGAGAGGAAGAGAAGCAGCACAGCAGAUGAUGAGUUUACUGGAGAAUAAAGAUCUGACAGAAAUUAAAGACUCAUUUCUGCCUCAUCAGGGGAAACUGUGGCAUCAGUGGAGUCAGAAGAACAAAGAACUACAUCGACCUGAAGGACAUAAUACAGAAAUGAAAACAAGUGAAAAAAAAACAGAAAUGAAGAAGAUACGUGAACAACAGUAUGAAUGUGACACCGGUGAGUUUAUGAUGCACUUUAUUAAAAAAAAUAUAUCACAUCAGGAAAGAGAAGGGAUGUUUUUUCUUAAAUGGCUCAGAGUCUUGCUGGAUGAACACACAUCAGCUGACCUUUCUGAUCUACAUCAUAAAUAUGAUGAAACAUGGUCAUCAGUUGUAAAACUGAAAGAGGAUCAUGCUAAACCUGAAAAACUGAAAGCUGAACAAGCAGAACUUGAGAGAACAUCCGAGGAUCUUCAAUCUGCAGGCUUUGGUCUGGAGCACAUCAUGAGGGAGAUCGGUCAGAUCUAUGAAUCAUGUUCAUCUGUGAAGAAGAACAAGAAAGAUCUGCAGGUUCACUUCUCUUCUCUCCCGAGUCUUGCAGCAGAGAUGAUGAUCUCUGGAUUUCCACUGGAGCUGAUGGAUGGAGAUGCUGCUCAUGUUCCUCUCGUCUGGAUCUCUGCUGUUAUAGAUGAACUCAUCCAGAAACUGGGAGACCAGAAAGUCUUUGUGCUGUCAGUUUUAGGGCUUCAGAGCUCUGGGAAAUCCACAAUGCUGAACGCCAUGUUUGGACUCCAGUUUGCCGUCAGUGCUGGCAGGUGCACCAGAGGAGCUUUCAUGCAGCUGAUCAAAGUCUCAGACGAGAUGAAGACACAGAUGAACUUUGACUAUAUUCUGGUUGUUGAUACUGAGGGUCUUCGUGCUCUAGAACUGACUGGAAGAUCAACAAGACAUCAUGACAAUGAACUGGCCACAUUUGUUGUUGGUCUUGGAAAUCUGACCUUGAUCAACAUCUCUGGAGAAAACCCAUCUGAGAUGCAGGACAUUCUUCAAAUCGUUGUUCAGGCCUUUCUGAGGAUGAAGAAGGUAAAUCUGUCUCCCAGCUGUGUGUUUGUGCAUCAGAACGUCUCAGACGUCACAGCUGGAGAGAAAAACAUGGAUGGAAGGAGACGACUGCUGGAGAAACUGGAUGAGAUGACAAAACUCACUGCUAAAGAGGAAGUCUGUGAUGAAGAAUGUUUCAGAGAUGUCAUUAGAUUUGAUGUACAGAAUGAUGUGAAGUAUUUUGCUCAGCUCUGGGAAGGAAGCCCACCAAUGGCACCAUUAAACCCAAAGUACUGCGAGAACAUUCAAGAACUAAAAGAAUAUAUUCAAACAAAUGCAUCAAAGUCACAUGAACUGAUGCUGACACACUUAAAAGACCGUAUUAAAGAUCUCUGGGAGGCUUUACUGAAUGAACGGUUCGUCUUCAGCUUCAGAAAUUCUCUGGAGAUUUCAGCCUACAGGAAACUGGAGACCGAAUACAGCAAGUGGACCUGGAGUCUUCGCAGUGCCAUGAUAGAAACUGAGAACAAACUACACAACAAAAUAGAAAAUGAAACAAUUCAUGAGGUUGAGGAAACUGAUCUUCAAAGAGAACUGAAGAAGACAAGAGAAGAAGUGGAGAAAUCAAUGUCUGAAUUCUUUGAGAAAGACAGAGAUAAAGAUAUACUGAUUCACUGGAAAACAUCAUUUGAAAUCAAAAUCAAUGAUCUUCAGGAAAACAUUUUAAAAGAAACCAAGAGGAAAUUAAAUGAGGUUCUUCAGCAGCGAGACUUGAAGAAAAAGAUUGAUGCUCAGAGGACACAUCAAGAAAACACUCUCUAUGAAAAGAGCAAAGAACUUGCCUUAAAACUCAAAGACAAAGCUAAUGAUGAAGAAACACUGAAGAAAGAGUUUGAUUUGUUUUGGAAACAGUGUGUGAAUAAUAUCAAGUCAGAUACUCCUGAAAUCAAAGAAAUUGAUAUAAUGACAGAUAUGAGAGAGAUCCUCAGUGACAUCAAUAAAAGUGUUUCUUUAGACCACUGGGAUGAUGGCAAAGAUAUUUUCUCUGUGCCCAGUUUUUCUGAUUAUGUAAAGGUAAAAAAAUCAAGUGGAUUUUUUACAAAUGUUUACAGAUCAGCUGAGAAGUUUGUUUGGGGUUCUCCAACUAAAGAGGAUGAAGUCCAAAUAAGAGCAUUAAUCACAGACAUUGAUCUGCAUACAGACACAGAGAUUCAAUCAUUUAACAUUUCAAAGAUGGGCUACAACAAGAGCUGCAUUCAACAACUCACAGGUUACAUCAAGGCAAGAAUAGUACAACAUGUGGAAGGAUCAGUGAGAUAUGAGUUCAAGAGGCAAUUCUUCAUGGAUUUGGUUUUUUCCAUCUUCAAGAGAGCAAACAAGACGAUCACUGACCAACACAGACUAUUCAGGGAAGCCAGUGAUCCUGUAAUAUAUCUUGAGAAGAAGAGAGAAGAGUACUAUAGUAUUUUCCAGAAAUACUGUCAUGGAUCAACAUCAGCAGCUAUUUUUGGAGAGAUCAUCUGUCAGAAACUGAAAGAGCCCAUUGAGCAGAGUGUCUACAAGAAGACUGCCAGAGAUCUGACUAAUGAAAUGAGAUCAAACUGUGAAUCACUGAAUGGAAACAGAUCAAAUCUGGAGAAACACAUCCUGAAGACACUGGCAGAAGAGGAGGAUUUUGACAAAUACAUGAACUACAUUAAAACUCCUAGAGAUCACUUCAAAGGUUUCAUCAGAGAUGAAGUCAAACUGUACAUCGAUGAUAAGUUCAGUGUCAGUGUUUUACCCGAGAUGAAGAAGAACGUUGAACUCCUGCAGCAGAAGAUCAUGGAAGCAGCACAUGAAUCUACUAAACAUGUUCAAGAGAAUAAAGGAGAUGUUGGUUUGUGGUUGAAGAGUUUCACACAGCGGCUCUCAGAUGAGCUGAUCUUCUCUGAAAAAGACCUCAGUGGAGUCAAACAUGAUGAUGUUGAUGUGAAACUCCUGGAAGAUGUGAUAAAGAAAGAACUUCCUGAUAUAAUAUCGAACAUCAGCAGAGGAUUCACAAAGACUUUUCCAGAAAAGCUGGAUGAUAAAGAAAGACCAGAUGAGCUUCUGAUUGGUCACUUCUGUCAGUGCUGUUGGGUUCAGUGUCCGUUCUGUAGCGCCGUCUGCACCAACACCAUAGAAAACCAUGAUGGAGAUCACAGCGUUUCUUUCCAUCGAGUGGAUGGAGUUAAUGGAUGGAAAUACCAUCAAACAGAGAAUCUCAGUGCUGAUUUUUGCACAACUUUAGUAACAAGUGAUAAAAGAUUUCGUGUAUCUGAUGUGUGGUUUCCUUGUAAAGAUUACAGAAGCGCAGGAGGAGUUUAUGCGAAGUGGAGCAUCACCCCUGAUCUCUCUGAACUGUCCUACUGGAAAUGGUUUGUGUGCCGAUUCCAGAAACAUCUGGAAAAAUAUUAUAAGAAAACAUUCCAGGGUCAUGGGAAGAUUCCACCUGAAUGGAGAAAUCACACACGACAAGAUGCUAUUCAGAGCUUGGAUAAAUGCUUUGUAUCUAAGUAAUCUCAAUAGCAACCUCUGUGGUGUUGUUCUAUUAUUUUCUUUGUUUUUAAUAUGAUUUUAAUUUUUAAUCACUAAUAAUCAUUAGUCAGUUAUGUAGUUGUCAUUUGAUUUAUCAUA
Messenger RNA from Pimephales promelas (fathead minnow), 8781 nucleotides. NCBI's taxonomy places the organism in Eukaryota, Metazoa, Chordata, Actinopteri, Cypriniformes, Leuciscidae. The record is from RefSeq and is a predicted model, not a curated record.